AUGGGCAAGAAGCGCAAGAGACCCGUCAAGGACUGCGGUCCCACGCCCGCGUCUCAGCCCAGUAUCACCGCAUCGCCCGGCCGUUUCAAAGUCGCCGAUGGCCCAGUAUCGCAAGAGGACCAAAUCACAACGCACCCCGUGAUCUCGCUAUACUACCGACAACUCCUGACGCUACGACAAUACCUUUUACGCCAACUCCCCGCUUCUUCAAAGUUGCGACGCCGGCGCAUCGUUUCACUGCGCCCGUUGGCCUCGUUAAGUACAGCGGAGCGCGGAGAGGACUCGGUUUCCCCACUCGCCGACCUGCUGGAUACUACGCUGGUCGGCGUGCUCAAAGAACCAUCGGCAAAGGUUGACUCCGAUCGUCAGCGUGAUUAUCGGGCUUUUACUCAGUCUCAGUCGCGCUCGAUCCUCGUUAGCACGGACACGGGGCCAACGUCGCCGCAAUCAGAGGUGGUUAAUUUUGUGAUUGAGUCGCUCUUUGCCCGCGGCCCGGGUUAUCAGAAACCCCAGCACUUGCUCACGCAUGGCUAUGGUCCCCAUCGACCGACGGAUCCGAGUAUUUUGGAAACCAGUAUUCUCGGACUUGUGGCCCAGUUCCCGAACAAGAAUGUGCGAACCCUGAAAGAAUCGCCAUGGUCGGAUGUUUUGGGCCUUUUAGGCGAGAAUGGGGAUGAGAUUAUGAUGAGAUUGUUAUUCGAUUGUGGAAUCUUUGCGCCUGUGAAUGUACAGAGAGGUGUCUACUAUCAGAUGAGUGGACUACCACUCUCAGAACUUGAGCCCGUGGAUCAGAAAUGCCCCGCGGCCCCAGAGCCCUCGACAGAUCAAAAGCCCGCUAAACUGGGGAAUAAAGACUACCAGAGUCGCAAAGGGAUCAAUGGCUCUAAUAGCAUUGUUUUCCCUCGCCGGCGAAUGCUCUAUGGCAGAUCUGGCGGUGAAUGUAGAGGAGAAAUUCGCUCUGGGCUAGGAGACACCCAUGUACUGAAUCGAUACAAAUCUCUCGACUUGGAAGCACAGACUGUCCAUGUGACAAAUUACAUUUUCCCACGGCAGUUUGGUCUCCAAAAUGCGUUCACAUCGACAGCCAAUCGCAAUGGCAAUACACAGAACUUUGUCUUUCGCGAAUCGGAAAUAUCUCAGCUCAUAGAGAAGGAGCAACUACGCCGCCCUGCGCCCAGCGAUAAUCAAGUACACGAGCACAACGAAGAAGCUGCUCAUACCAAGCUACCCAAGCGACUUCGUGGCCAGACCUUUGAGCUUGUUCGCAAGUUCAGGGUUCGCCAUUCCAAAUGUUCGUAUCGGCAGUUACUAGACCAUUACUGCCCAGAUGAACUUGUUGGACCGUGGAAACUUGGCCCCGCUCCUUCUCCUGUGAAGAAGCGAGCAGACAACGGCGAACUGGAGUGCUCAAUCGAGGAGAACUUGAUGACACAAGCACUAUCCUCUACGCGGCUGUCUAAUGACAAGCCUAACGCACCCGAGGCCCCUGAGAGCGCUACCGAAGGCAAGGCAGUGGCCAAGCGAGGUCCAAAGCGCAAAGUCAUUCUGACUGAUUAUGCUACUCCCGCAUCCGCCGUCUCGGCAUUUUGUCGUGCUGUACUCCUCAAAAUCGUGCCACUUCAAUUUUUCGGAGAUGGUUCGGAGGGCUUGGGCAAUCGCAAGAUCAUCAUGAAGCACGUCGAUGCCUUCAUCAGAAUGCGUCGAUUCGAGAGUCCGAGUCUGCAUGAGGUGUGCAGUGGCAUGAAAAUCGCUCAUAUCUCCUGGCUAGCACCUCUGAAGCCGCAGAGCUCAGCAAGAUCAAGCAAUGAAAAGCUCGCAUUGUCGGAUUUCCAAAAACGCACAGAACUGCUUCAGGAGUUCAUUUAUUACAUUUUCGACUCAAUCCUGAUCCCACUCGUCCGAACAAAUUUCUAUGUCACCGAAUCUCAAACCCAUCGCAACCGCCUCUUCUACUUCCGACACGAUGUCUGGCGAAGCUUGACGGAACAGCCGAUGGCAGACCUCAAAGCAAACACGUUCGAGCAACUAAGCCCCGCAAAGGCCCACGUCAUGCUGGGAAAGCGGUCUCUAGGAUUGGGUGCACUGCGGUUACUUCCAAAGUCAACUGGGUUACGACCAAUUCUGAAUUUGAAGAAACGCUUCUUGAUGAAAUCGCAAUGGGGCAAUAAUAAGACCUAUCUUGGAGCGAGUGUCAACAGUAACCUCGCUCCUAUCUACAAUAUGUUGAGCUAUGAACGCGAAAGAUGUCCCGAGAAGCUGGGCUCGUCACUGAUGUCAGUGGGAGACAUGCAUUCGAGGCUGAAAGAAUUCAAGAACCAGCUCAAUCAGCGUGCGUUAGCAUCGGCAGGACCGAAGGCCGGCCGGCUGCCCCAACUUUUCUUCGUCAAGCUUGAUAUCCAAGCCUGCUUUGAUACCAUCCCGCAGAAACAGUUGCUGCGUCUUGUUGAGCAGCUAGUCUCCGAGGAGGCUUAUCAUGUCACCAGAUACGUGUCAAUGAACCCCGCUCUGCAGGGUAAAGCCAGACGGAGGUUCCUCGGGCGCGCUGCACCUCCAACCAAACAGCAGCAUUUUCCCGACCUCGCCACUGGUGGUACGAGUGGCGCUGCCAAUACCGUGUAUGUCGACACCAUCAAACAGAAAGAACACGAUGCAGAUGAGCUGCUGUGCCUCCUUGAGGAGCAUGUGAGAAAUAACUUGGUCAAGAUUGGGAAGAACUACUUCCGCCAACGCAACGGCAUCCCUCAGGGCUCCGUAGUCUCCAGUCUGCUAUGUAAUUUCUUCUACGCCCAACUGGAACAGCAGGUCUUGAAUUUUAUCCAACCUGUGGAUUCGCUACUUCUUCGCCUGGUAGACGACUUCCUCCUCAUCACCACCGACAUCGAUCAGGCCACCCAGUUUCUGCAAGUCAUGCACCGUGGUCAGCCUGCGUAUGGUGUCUCGGUCAAUCCAACCAAGAGCAUGAUCAAUUUCACCGCCGCAGUAGAAGGGAUCUACAUCCCCCGGCUCGAGGGCACAUCCCUCUUCCCUUACUGCGGGUGCCUGAUCGACACCCAUACAUUGGAGAUCCACAAGGACCAAGAUCGCAUGCUGGAAGGCGGCGCCUCUGCCGCAGCCACUCUCUCCAACAUGUUGACCGUCGAGACGAGCCGUCUCCCCGGUCGCUCCUUCCACCGCAAAAUGCUGGCAUUAUUGCGACCCCAAUUACACUCGAUGUAUCUCGACGCCGACCACAACACGCGUGACGUCGUGCUAUCCAACCUCUACACGGGCUUCAUGACCGCCGCGAUGAAAAUGUACCGAUACAUGAAAUCACUCCGAGGCCGCGCCCAUCCCCAAUACCCCAUCAUCAUCCAGACGAUUAAUGACCUGGUCCAACAAACAGCGAAUCUAAUCCAGGCUCGGCGAGUGUCUCGCCUAGCGCCGCUGACAUGCUUCGCGCAGCUGUCUCACCUGCAAUUCCUGGCCAGUGCUGCAUUCCGCUUUGUGCUCAGACGCAAGCAAACGCGGUAUGCGCCAGUACUCCAAUGGUUGGACUCGCUGUGGAAGGCGUCGCGCCCAGCGACGGAUGCCGAAUCGGUGCGUCUGCUGCGGGUUGUGAGGAAAGGUGAUGCGCUAUUUGGCGCAUGGCGAUUCUAA
Molecule: messenger RNA, 3636 nt
Organism: Penicillium cataractarum
Lineage: Eukaryota; Fungi; Ascomycota; Eurotiomycetes; Eurotiales; Aspergillaceae
Product: telomerase reverse transcriptase
Exons: 6
Coding region: 1-3636 (1211 amino acids)
Biological process (GO): telomere maintenance via telomerase
Cellular component (GO): telomerase catalytic core complex
Molecular function (GO): telomerase RNA binding; telomeric repeat DNA binding
Source: RefSeq, a predicted model, not a curated record